Molecule: messenger RNA, 567 nt
Organism: Miscanthus lutarioriparius
Lineage: Eukaryota; Viridiplantae; Streptophyta; Magnoliopsida; Poales; Poaceae
Source: the annotation of a GenBank genome assembly
AUGGGCACCUCCUCCGCCGUGCGUCCGCUCGCCCUUGCUAUACUCCUCGCGUUGCUCCUCCAUGGCGAUGCCGAUGCGGCGUCCACCCGAGGGCUUGAGGAGAGGUUUGAGAACCCCUAUGCCGGUGUCCUGAGGUUCAACACGUUCUGGGCGAGGCACGUUGCCGGGGACAAUCCGUGGCACAACAGGUCCGGGGCGAACGAGACCGACCCGGUGUCGGCCGUGAUCGCCAAACGCAUGGCGGCCGUCGGCUCCACCUACGGGUUCGUUAGAUUGUGGCUCUCGGGGAGGUGCCAGCGGACGGGCAACGACGGAGCCAUAUCCGGGAUAACCCGCCGCUGCUACCUUCGCGAGCUCAGACGGUUGGAGGAAGAGUUGCGCCCACGGCGGCCGCCGCCGCCGCCGCCGGAGAGCCCAGAUGGCAAGGCGCGUCGCGAAGUGCUUCAGAUUUUGAUGCAGAGUACGGUAACGGUGUAUCCAUGGCCUGAGAUUAUUCGUAAUCCAGUGAUAAAGACCAGACUACGCCCAUACAGGGCCCCUCGGUCUCUGCCAGAAAUCCCGAUGUAG